Molecule: messenger RNA, 1230 nt
Organism: Oldenlandia corymbosa var. corymbosa
Lineage: Eukaryota; Viridiplantae; Streptophyta; Magnoliopsida; Gentianales; Rubiaceae
Source: the annotation of a GenBank genome assembly
AUGGAUGGAAGCUCAAAGCACAUCUCGUCACUAAGAAAAUUGUUCACGUUUGCUUUUCUACUCAUCAUAAUCAUCACAUUGGAUUAUAAUCAAAAAACAAAAGUUAGUGCGAAUGAUGUUGAUGAUGCAGUUGUAUGUAGCACCGAUCUCUCUUCAUUCCUUCCACUUCCAUACAGCAAUCUACCCAAUAUGGUCUGCAAACGUCUUUGGAAUUCAUUCGUGAUCAGAUACUCAAAGACAGAAGAUCACUUGAUCACCGUACUGCUGUCAGCCACAUACACUACCGGAUGGGUCGGAAUCGGGUUUUCUUCCAACGGGAUGAUGCUGAAUUCUAGCUGUAUGGUGGGAUGGAUUAAUAUAGAAGGGAGAGCAAGAAUCAAGCAGUAUUAUGUAGAGGGUUUCACACCUUCAGCUAUCAAACCAGAUAAAGGAGAACUGCCUCUAACUAGUGUACCACCCUAUGUUGCACUCCAUGGAGCAACCAUUUAUUUGGCGUUCCAGUUGAAGUAUGCAUCUCACCAUGAUCUUCCUAAAAGGCAACCAAUCUUACUAGCUUAUUCUACUGCCUAUCCAUUGCAUCACCAUCUUACCAUCCAUGAUGACAAAACGGCCCUUGUUUUCGACUUUUCUUCUUCUUCAGGUAAUACGGGUUCCCUCUCAUCAGGAGGGAUUGCCGCAUCUUUUUACAGGACUGAAGACAUGAAGAAAGCGCAUGGUGUAUUAAGUUUAUUGGGGUGGGGAUUGUUUCUUCCUAUAGGAGUAAUCUGUGGCAGAUACCUGAGGCAUAGGGAACCCUUAUGGUACUAUGUUCAUGUAGUGAUUGAGUUCAUAGGAUUUAUACUAGGAGUUGCUGCAGCAGUCAUUGGAAUUUCCCUCAACAACAAGCUGCACGUCCAUGUUGUUGGACACAAAACCAUAGGAGUUUUUGUGCUGGUACUCAGCAUACUUCAGGUUAUCGCAUUCUUUGCAAGACCGAGUAAGGACAGCAAAAAACGCCGAUACUGGAACUGGUACCACCAUUGGACAGGAAGGCUUGUCAUAUUUCUAGCUGUCACAAAUGUGUUUCUGGGGAUUCAUGUGGGCGAUGCAGGACCAGCAUGGAAGAUAGCUUAUGGGAUCCUUCUUGGCCUCGGCUUGAUUUCCUGCAUAAUUCUGGAAGCAUUGACAAGAAUGAAAAGAUUCGACCAACCUGAAUUCCCUCAUCCAACUUUUCAAAUGAAUAGUAUGUAG